UUUUAAUUCAAUUAUUUAAUGAAUCAUAAUACAUCGACAACUUGUUCUAAUUUUAUGAAUCAAUUUGACCAACAACAAACUUAUUAUAUUCAUGAUUGUCAAUUGAGAACACAAUCAAAAUAUUGUUUACCAUCUGAAAUUGAUCAAAAUAAAUUAGAAACAAGAAUUGUAAUUGAUGAAAUUAAUCAUAAUCAACCGAAUUAUUUAUUAUCUUCACAAUUUCAUGAACCUUUAGAACAGAAUUUAAAUGUGUUUUCUAAACAGGAUAAUGAUUUAAUGAGUAUGUCAAGUCAAAAAUUAGAUAUACCUUUAAAAAGUCAAUUGAGUAUUAAAGAAAGUCAUACAACACUAGAUAAAUUACAUACAAAUUUAUCAAAUGAUUUAAUAUAUGAUAAUGAUAAUAAAUGUAUAACAGUGAAAUGUGAAAAUCUUGGAAAUAAUAAUGAAAUACAAUCUACAAAUCUAGAUAAUGUUAUUCAAGGAAAAAAACGUGAAAUAUGGGAUUCGAAAAUUGAUUUCUUAUUGGCUGUUAUUGGUUUCGCUGUAGAUCUUGGAAAUAUUUGGCGAUUUCCAUUUAUAUGUUAUCGUAAUGGUGGAGGUGCAUUUCUAAUUCCUUAUUUAGUUAUGUACAUUUUUGGUGGACUACCUUUAUUUUAUCUUGAAUUGGCAUUAGGACAAUAUCAACGUAGUGGUUGUUUAACUGUAUGGAAAAGAAUAUGCCCUUUGUUUAGCGGCAUUGGCUUUGGAAUUUGUAUAAUUGCAAGUUAUACAGCAUGGUAUUACAAUACAAUUAUUGCAUGGGCAUUGUUCUAUAUGAUUGACGCUAUGAAACCACAUAUACCAUGGGAUGGAUGUAAUAACUGGUGGAAUACAAAUUCUUGUGUUACCGUUUAUGAAAGGUUGAUCAAUCAUUCUAUGCUGAAUGCUUCACAUAAAUAUGAACUAAAUGAGUUGGUCAAUUUAUCAAUAGCUAAUCUAAAAAUUAAUGGAAGUGGCGAAGUGUUUUCUUCAACAGAAGAAUAUUUCUAUCGUCGAGUUUUACAAAUUCAAUAUGCGGAAGGAUAUAAUAAUGUUGGUCCAAUACGUUGGGAGAUUAGUCUCUGCCUAGUUGCAGUAUUCACAAUAGUUUAUUUUUCGCUUUGGAAAGGAGUUAAAAGUAGUGGAAAAGCUGUAUGGGUAACUGCUACCAUGCCUUACGUCAUUUUAACUAUCCUCUUGAUUCGUGGUUUGACAUUAGAAGGUUCGUUAACUGGUAUUAAAUACUAUCUUACACCAAAUUUUUCAAGUCUGUUAAGCACUUCUGUUUGGAGUGAUGCUGCAUCUCAAAUAUUCUUUUCACUUGGACCAGGCUUUGGUGUUCUGUUGGCAUUAUCCAGUUAUAAUAAAUUUCAUAAUAACUGUUACAGAGAUGCAAUGAUUACCAGUUUCAUUAAUUGUGCAACAAGUUUUGUGUCAGGAUUUGUAGUCUUCUCUGUUUUGGGAUAUAUGUGUUUCCGUAUGGGAAAAACAAUGGAAGAUGUAGCAAAUGAAGGACCUGGUUUAGUAUUUAUUGCUUAUCCUGAAGCAAUUGCAACAUUAGCUGGUUCAACAUUCUGGGCAAUUAUAUUCAUGUUAAUGUUGAUAACAUUAGGUCUUGACAGUACAUUUGGUGGUCUUGAAGCAAUUAUAACAGCAGUUAUGGAUAGUGUUCCUGCUUUAUCUGGUAGACGUGAGCUGUUUGUACUCGCUGUGGUUGUUUAUUGUUUUAUCGGAGCUUUAGCAUCUACUACAUGUGGUGGAUAUCUUGUUCUAACUAUGCUUGAUCGUCAUGGUGCACCAAUCUCAAUUUUGUUCAUUGUAUUUUGUGAAUGUGUAGCAUUGUGUUGGUUCUACGGUACCAAACGAUUUUGUCAAGACGUACAAAUGAUGCUUGGAUUUAAACCUGGUAUAUUUUGGCAAAUCUGCUGGGCUUAUAUAAGUCCAAUUUUCUUGCUGGGUAUUUUUAUAGCAAAUAUAGUUUCUUAUGAAACACAACCUGUUUCUGUUUUGGGUGUUGUCUAUGAACCUACAACCUGGGUUAUUGCAUUGUCAUGGGCUAUAGUGUUCUCAUCUCCAAUAUUCAUUCCAAUCCUAAUGAUAUAUCAAUUAUUAAAGGCUAAAGGAACUUUUCUUGAAAGAUUACGUUUUCUUACAACACCUGAAGACCGACCAGCAUACGGGGAUCAACGAAUUACACUAAAUGCUAUUGGUGAAUAUGUACCAAAGAAAACGUCCAAAACAAAUAAAUUAUGCGGAAAUCCUCAAUGAUAUCACGUGCAAUAUUGAUGCAACUAUAAUAUUCACCUCAAUCUUCUAACUGCUAAUUUACUAUAAUAUAAAUAUACAUUUUUUACUUUCAAGAUUUAUUAUGUCAAACAUGUUCAGAAAGAACAUAUAUAUAUAUAUAUAUACAUAUGUAUUUGUCUUAAAUAUACCAACUCUCUCCUUUUUUUCGCUUGGACCAAUACCAAGUAUACACUUAUAGUAAAAACUUCUACAAUUACUCAUAUAAUUACAAAAUAUUAUCCUUAUUCUAGAUAUUCAUACCCUAUACUUUGAAUUUCAGAUAAUAUGAAACUGUCCAUAACUAAGAAUUUGACAGGUCAACGAAAACUAAAUCUUUAUUUUAUCAUUAGCUACCUUAAAGAUCUGUUGUGUUUUUUUUAUUAUCUCAACGAUAGCAGCAUAUUUGACUAUCAUGUGUCAGUUCAUUUAUCAUUUCAUAUUUUUAAAAUUGUAACCCUUAUACCUUCCAUAUUCUUCUCAAGAAAUAUCAUGGACAAGAGACUACCGAAUACUAGGAUUAUUCUCGAUGACAAUGAAGAUUAACAUCUAUGAAUGAGAAGAUGGUUAAAAAUUCAUAUUAACCGUUUGAUGUCAUACAAGUUACUCUUAUUUAAGUGUCUAUAUAUUCUUUGAAAAAUAAGUUUUAACUACGAAUUUCACAAUCUUUAAGUUAUACUCCACUAUACAUUGCAAUUUACAUGGUACAUAUUUAUAAAAGUAUAUUGUUAACUAAUUAUUCUG
This is a messenger RNA of Schistosoma curassoni, 3045 nucleotides long. Lineage: Eukaryota; Metazoa; Platyhelminthes; Trematoda; Strigeidida; Schistosomatidae. The record is from the annotation of a GenBank genome assembly.